Messenger RNA from Dovyalis caffra, 1239 nucleotides. NCBI's taxonomy places the organism in Eukaryota, Viridiplantae, Streptophyta, Magnoliopsida, Malpighiales, Salicaceae. The record is from the annotation of a GenBank genome assembly.
AUGUCCUCCACCACCACUGCCGCUGUCGGGAACGAUCUCUCAACUCCCACACUCGACACCGAAUCUUCAAACCUCCUCCAAACAAUCUCAUCCCACGGCGGCUACGCCUACGUCAGAAUGUCAACGCUCGCCGCCUCCGGGGACUUCAGAGCGGCAGAGGCAGCGAGAGAGAUGGCGUGGGAGCAACUUCACUCUGGUCCAUGGCACUCCGUGCUGCCAGUCUGGCGUGAUGCAUACUCAAUGGCGUGCUUACUCGUGGCGAAGUUUCAUUAUCGAAAUGGCGAGUUCAAAGAGAUGCUUAGGGUUUUGGAUUUGGCAUUGAUUAUGGGAGGCGUGCUGUUGAGGAAGGAUUUGGAAUCUGCGAUUGAAAUUGUGACAGCAAAAUCGAGAGAAAAGGACAGCGAGGGUUUUGAGAAAGGACCAAAGUGUGAAUUUGUUGAUGAAGGGGCAGAGUUUGAUAAAGAGGAGGUGCUUCAUGUAUUGCCAGUGAAGUCCUUGUCUAGUAAGAUUGUGGUGAAGAAAUCUGGUCUAUCUUUAGAGGGCUUUUUACGCGAACAUUUUCUAUCUGGUUCUCCAGUUAUAAUUAGUGAUUGUAUGGCUCAUUGGCCUGCCAGGACAAAGUGGAAUGAUAUGGAUUACUUGAAAAGGGUUGCUGGUGACCGCACAGUUCCAGUUGAGGUUGGGAAAAACUAUCUAUGCCAAGAGUGGAAACAGGAGCUUAUAACAUUUUCACAAUUUCUCGAGAGGAUUCAUUCCAAUAACUCUUCUUCUGCUGUCGCUACAUAUCUAGCACAGCAUCAAUUGUUUGAUCAGAUUGAUGAGCUACGGAAGGACAUUUGCAUUCCUGACUACUGCUGUGCUGGUGGUGGUGAGCUUAGGUCUCUUAAUGCUUGGUUUGGUCCAGCUGGGACGGUGACCCCAUUGCACCAUGAUCCACACCAUAAUAUACUUGCUCAGGUUGUUGGCAAGAAGUAUAUCAGGCUCUACCCUGCUUCAGUGUCAGAGGAACUUUAUCCAUACAAUGAGACUAUGCUUUGCAAUUCAAGCCAGGUCGACCUAGACAACAUAGACCAUGGACAAUUUCCAAAGGUGCAAGACCUAGAAUUCUUGGAUUGCAUUUUAGAGGAAGGCGAAAUGCUUUACAUCCCGCCAAAAUGGUGGCACUAUGUCCGAUCUCUAACUAUCAGUUUUUCAGUUAGCUUUUGGUGGAGCAACUCUGAAAGUUCAGAUGCAUCGUGA